CUUUGCGCAGGAAUUCUACCCUGUGUUGCAGCAGAGGAGGGAAAAUAAUUAUGGGGAAGUCUUUGAAGGAGCUGAGUCAACUCGCCGGGUCCAAAUAUCCUCCACUCAGAAACAAACUCACACCAAAAAUUCACACACACAGGCGUGAAAAAAAUGGGGAAGAAAUUGGGAGUCUCCUUUACUACUACUACACAUAUCAACACCGCUAUCCUCUCUCUAUCUCCUCAAACCCUAACCCAAACGCCCAAAUCUCAAAACGACGCGAAUUGUUUUCUCCUUUCUCGCUCUAGAAUACAUACACGCCUGCGUGUAUCUUUAUAUUCGGAAACCCAUUAUCGCGUGCCCUCUGUUGUAACUUCUGUUUUCUCUUUCCGCCUUGCCGCUGUCUGUUUUCCAUCCGUCCAAUCGAAAGGUGAUUCCUUCUUGUCUGAUUUGUUCGUGUUUUCCUCAGCAUUACAGCUCUUGAAGAUCUUUGUUGAAAAUGGAGCAGCAUGGAGUUCCUCAAUUGGAGGGUGUUGCAAACUCUAUUAAAAGAAAGAGAAGUCAAACAUCACGCCGGCCUAAACCUGAGGCUCAGCCACUCCCUGACCACGAGCAAUCCCCUGUUCAAUCAACUCCAGUUUCGGAUGACUUGAGUAAGGCCUCAAGUGACGAGAAUAAUGGUGAUUUUAACUCGGGUGGGAAAAUGUUAAAUCUGAAUCAGUGUGUAUCGAGGUCUUUGCCUGCAAGCGAGCCUGAUAAAGUGAGCGGAUCGAAUGUUGUUCGUGGUAAUGGUAUGUUUGACGAAUCAGGAAGUCAGAGUAAACUGAAAAAGGUUAAAUUGAAGGUUGGUGGUGUGACCUGCACAAUUCAAGCGAAAUCCAGUGCUAAUGGCGAAUCUUCUGAUAAUGCUCGUCCACGACAGAGAUUGAUUGGACAGGAAAGCCCCGAUGACCACCAAUCUCCAACUUCUGAUAAUAAAAGAGGUCUGCAAGGGAUCCCGUGGAAGGAUUUCUCAAAAGGUAAUUUCAGUAUCGAGAAGGAGGAUAUGGGGAGAACAUCCGGAAAGAAUGCCAUUGAGAAACAAGGAGAUAAGUCUGAUUCGGUUCGUAAGAGCAAAAGGGUUCCGAAAAAACGAGUUCUCGAUUCUGAUUUUGACGAUGACGAUGAGGAUGAUGAGAUCCGGUAUUUGGAGAAACUCAAGUCCUCAAAGCUGUCAAGCAGAAAGCUGCAAAAGGAAAGUAAAUACGAGAAUUCGGAAGAGGAGGAAGAAGAACCAUACUCUGAUGGUGAUAACGAAGGGAAGAAGAAAAAACUGAAAAAGGAUCUUUCGGAGUUGGGCUCGGAAAACAAGAGAGAAAUGGCUCUUACGUCUCGUCAGAGAGCCCUUCUAACCAAAGAUGCUUCUGUAUCUGGUGGAGCUAGUCAAAUCGAGUUUCCGAAUGGGUUACCACCAGCCCCACCUCGAAAGCAAAAGGAGAAGUUAUCAGAAAUGGAGCAACAACUGAAGAAAGCUGAGGCUGCUCAGAGGCGGAGAUUGCAGAAUGAGAAAGCAGCCCGUGAAUCAGAGGCAGAGGCAAUUAGAAAGAUACUUGGGCAAGAUUCCAGUAGGAAGAAGAGAGAAGAGAAGAUAAAGAAACGCCAGGAAGAGUUGGCACAGGAAAAGGCUGCUCAUGCACUAAUGCUUGCAUCGAACACCAUUAGAACAGUCAUGGGACCUACUGGGACUACUGUCACAUUUCCACAAGAGAUGGGUUUGCCUGAAAUCUUCGACUCCAAACCGUGCAGUUAUCCUCUUCCGCGUGAGAAAUGCGCGGGGCCCUUCUGUACCAAUGAUUAUAAGUACCGUGAUUCGAAGUUAAAGCUUCCUCUUUGCAGUCUCGUGUGCUACAAAGCAAUCAACGAGAAGAUUAAUGCUGGGAGAGCCUGCUAAAAGUUACGGCUGUGGGUUAUAUCAGUUCAUAACAAGUGAUCCUUACAUAUACAUGUAGUUUUCGUAUAAAUUGCCCGGUCUUUUGCUCACAAGGCAGAAAACACUGGGAUUUAUGGUAAUAGUCCCGAGUCUAUAGGAAGGACCUUACUGCAAAUACUUAUUUUUGCAUCAAUUGUAGUCAUGAUGCUUGUAUUAUGUGACUUGUUUUUAAGCUUUAUCUCCCUUGUAAGCUGAUAGACAUGUCAAAGACAAUCAGUUAUGGGAAUGAAAUGUCCUACACAACUUGAUCUUUGGGUUCCUAUAUGAAGCAUCGAAGAUUUGUAUACAAAUUGUAAUUUUAGAUUAUUUUUGUUCCUCAUUUAAAAACUUUGUUAAAAAUGGUACUUUGAUG
Molecule: messenger RNA, 2303 nt
Organism: Striga asiatica
Lineage: Eukaryota; Viridiplantae; Streptophyta; Magnoliopsida; Lamiales; Orobanchaceae
Source: the annotation of a GenBank genome assembly